Molecule: messenger RNA, 1674 nt
Organism: Cantharellus anzutake
Lineage: Eukaryota; Fungi; Basidiomycota; Agaricomycetes; Cantharellales; Hydnaceae
Product: ATP-utilizing phosphoenolpyruvate carboxykinase
Exons: 8
Coding region: 1-1674 (557 amino acids)
Biological process (GO): gluconeogenesis
Cellular component (GO): cytosol
Molecular function (GO): phosphoenolpyruvate carboxykinase (ATP) activity; ATP binding
Source: RefSeq, a predicted model, not a curated record
AUGCCGACUCCUCAUGUCACGCCCUUUGUGCUUGGCGCAAACAGCUUCUACCACCACCCAGAGAAUGAUUAUUUGGAGUACUUCUCCCAGGCGGGAUUCGACAUGGACCAUAUCCAAAUGAAGCGCAAUGCUCCCGUGGCGGAACUGUACGAAGACGCCGUCAAAUAUGAAGGGGCGAUUAUCUCCUCGACCGGAGCACUCAUCAACUUCUCCGGGAAGAAGACCGGUCGUAGUCCUAAGGAUAAGCGCAUCGUCUACGAGGAGACGUCCAAGGAUGACAUUUGGUGGGGCCCUGUAAACAUUAAAAUGGACGAACACACCUUCGAAAUCAACCGCGAGCGUGCGAUUGACUACUUGAACACUCGUGAUAACGUCUACGUUUUCGAUGGCUUUGCAGGGUGGGACCCCAGAUAUCGCAUCAAGGUCCGGGUUGUAUGCGCUCGUGCAUACCAUGCAUUGUUCAUGAACAACAUGCUCAUCCGUCCCACUGAGGAAGAGCUUGCUAACUUCGGGGAGCCCGAUUUUAUAAUCUACAACGCCGGACAAUUCCCCGCUAACCGCUUUACCACUGGCAUGACCUCAACCACCUCGGUCGAGAUUAACUUCAAGCGGAUGGAGAUGGUUAUCCUUGGCACCGAGUAUGCUGGCGAGAUGAAGAAGGGAGUCUUCUCUGUCAUGCAUUUCUUGCAACCCGUCAAGUUCGGUCAACUGUCCCUCCACUCAUCUGCUAACGUCGGUGAGGAGACGGGUGACGUCACACUCUUCUUCGGUCUUUCGGGAACCGGCAAGACCACCCUCUCUGCCGAUCCGAACCGCCUACUAAUUGGUGAUGAUGAGCAUGUCUGGUCCGACACCGGUGUGUUCAAUAUCGAGGGCGGGUGUUACGCGAAGUGCAUCAACCUCUCUGCCGAGAAGGAACCUGAAAUUUUCAACGCCAUCCGUUUUGGCUCCAUCCUCGAGAACGUCGUCGUGAACCCCGCCAACCGUUUCGCUAACUUCGAUGAUGUCUCGAUUACUGAAAAUACGCGUUGCGCGUACCCCAUCGAAUACAUCCCUAAUGCUCAGAUUCCCUGCGUUGCGCACCGGCACCCAAGCAACAUCAUCAUGUUGACUUGUGAUGCUUAUGGUAUAUUACCGCCUGUCAGCAAGCUGACCAGCGCACAAGCUCAAUACCACUUUUGGCUGGCUACACCUCGUCAUAAAACUCCUGGAACUGAGGAUGGCGUCCUCGAGCCUAUCCCCACAUUCUCGACAUGCUACAGUGCUCCCUUCAUCGUCCUUCACCCCGGUCGCUACGCCUCCAUGCUCGCCCAAAAGAUGGACGCACAUAAAGUUGACUGCUGGCUCGUCAACACUGGCUGGGUCAGCGGCAAAUUUGGCACUGGUUCGCGUUGCCCGCUUAGGUACACUCGUGCAAUCAUCGACGCCAUUCACGACGGCACACUUGCUCAGGCUGAGUACGAGACCUACGACGUCUUUGGGUUGCAGAUCCCCAAGUCGUGCAAGGGUGUUCCUACUGAUGUCCUGGAUCCCAAGAAGGCGUGGGCGAAUGGCGAGGCAUUUGAGAAAGAACGCAAGAGGCUCGCGAACAUGUUCGUGAAGGCAUUCAGAGGCUUCGAAGAUCAAGUCGACGAUGUCGUCAAGCACGCCGGACCCAACUCUACUAUUGUGUGA